Molecule: messenger RNA, 5792 nt
Organism: Camellia sinensis
Lineage: Eukaryota; Viridiplantae; Streptophyta; Magnoliopsida; Ericales; Theaceae
Product: Enhancer of polycomb-like transcription factor protein
Biological process (GO): regulation of transcription by RNA polymerase II
Cellular component (GO): NuA4 histone acetyltransferase complex
Source: RefSeq, a predicted model, not a curated record
UGAAAAAAAAAAAAAAAAAAAAAUUUAAUUCAAAAAAAAAUCGAAAAAGAAAAAUCGACAAUUUUCAAUUAGGGUUUCAAAUCGAACAAUCGUAGAUUCGAAACCCCUAAUUUGAUGCUGCGUAGGUUUGAUCUUCGCGAUUCGAUGGAGGAUAUGUCGGUGUCUCGUGUUCUCGGAUUGAGAUCUUGAAAUUUGGGUACUAAUGCGUAUGAUGGGAUAUGCAAAUUGGGGGUUUUGGGUUGGGGUGUUUGGAUUGAGGGAUUGUUGAUGGAAAAUAGCGCGGGAAAGUCUGGUGGUGCUGAAAUUUCUAGAAAAACUAGAUCUUUGGAUAUUCAGAGUCUGUACAAAGCUAGUGUUUCAAAAAAAGAAGGGAAUAAUAAGAGGAAGAGUGUUGUAGUGGAUGAUGGGGAGGUUAGGAAGAAGAAGAGGAAGAGUAGGAAAGAGGUGUCGCUGAGUAGUUUUGAGCAGGCAGACAAGAAAAGUAGGAACAGUUUAGAUGAAGUCUACGGUGAUGGAGUGAGUUCAGAUUCGCGCUAUUCUGAGAAGUUGCACUUGGGGUUGAGUCGGAAAUUGGAUAGCAGUGGUGGGUUCAACAGCAUUUCUCUUAAUUUGGAUGGAAAUGGUAGUGUUAUUCGAAUCCCGAAGCGCCGCCGAGAUUUCGUGGGUCGCAAGAAAUGUGAAAAAAAUAAAGUUUCGAGGUCAUUGGCGACGUCUUCUAGUAGAGUCGGUGGUUCUGUUGAUCAGAUUGUAAAGUUGAAUGAUGAGUGCAAGAAAUUUGAGGGCAAUCAAGUUUCGAAUAAGUUGGGGCCUACUGGUGGUAAAGCUAGUUCGGCUGGUCAGACUGUCAAGUUAAAUGAUGAUUCUGCAGGUAAAGUAGUUUCUCCAAAUCCAAAGGUUAAGGAGAAGACAGGAUUUGAUGAUUCGAAGGAAAAUAGGACUAGUAGGGUGAAUUCAGCUCGGCAUGCCAAAGAAGAAGAUGGUCAUUUGAUUGUAAAUAACGGGGAUGUAUCUUCUAAAAGGCGUCGAAGCAAUCACAGGAAAAGGAACGAGUUAUCAUCAGGCAGUGAAAGCCUUGGAAAGAAGGUUGAGCCUCUGGCUGAUAAUUCCCCAGAUGAGGAUGAGGAGAACCUUGAACAGAAUGCAGCGAGGAUGCUCUCGUCUCGUUUUGAUCCCAGGUGUACUGGUUUUUCUUCAAAAAGCAGAUCUACUGCAUCAUCAAAUACAAAUGAGUUGUCUUUCCUUGUCCCCUCCGCUCAGGAUUUUGUUGGUGGAACGGAAAGUUUGUCAGCUGUCUUGGAGUCCACAUCUGUAGAUACUGCUAGCCGAAUAUUGCGACCAAGGAGCCAACACAAAGAGAAGGGCUUGUUGAGGAAACGGCGCCAUUUCUAUGAGGUUCUUUCCAGGGACUUGGAUGCAAAAUGGGUGUUGAACAGGAAGAUCAAGGUUUUUUGGCCAUUGGAUGAGAGUUGGUAUUUUGGUCUUGUGAAUGAUUAUGAUCCCAAAACAAAGCUUCAUCAUAUUAAGUACGAUGAUCGAGAUGAAGAAUGGGUUAAUCUUGAAAAUGAGAGAUUCAAACUCUUGCUUCUCCCUAGUGAAGUUCCUCGUAAGAUAGAGGCAAAAACUGCACCUACAGGAAAUAAACAUGAUGACAAGGGAAAACGAGAGUUGACUAGUGAUGAUGAUAGCUUUGUAGGCAGCUAUAUGGAUUCAGAGCCCAUCAUUUCAUGGUUGGUUCGUUCUUCUCAUCGGGUCAAAUCUUCUCCUCUUGAUGUUUCAAAAAGACAAAAAACUUCCCUUUUGUCUACCAAGACUGAUGGUGAACAUGAGUGUUUGGACAUGGGUUCGUCAGAAAGGGAUAUGAAUAAGCCAUCUAGUAAUUCUGCCUUGCGAGAUGGCUUCACUGGUACCAGAAGAGGUAAGAAGCUUGUAUUGGAAGGUUCUUGCUGUGCCAAAGAUAGCAAAUCACCUGUUGUUUAUUUCAGGAGGCGCUUUCACAAGAAAGACAAAGGAUUGUGUAAUGAACUUGAGGACAAUAAUGCAUGGGGAAGCACCCCCGUGUCUGUUACUUCCCUUGUCCCUGUUGGUCACAACUUCCAUGCUUCUAAAGCUGAUGAGAUUUCUCUUGGACACAUGGAUUCUGAGGGCCUAUUGUGGUCAGUUGAUAAUUCAGGCUUGUUAAAAUUGACUGUUCCCUUGGUUAAUUAUAAACAAUUCAGGUUUGAGUUAGGCUGUCCAUUGCCUGUCCUACGGUACAUAUAUUUAGCAGAAAACUCUUGGUUGAUCCGUGUUGUGUUGCUGCUUCACUACGGUACUCUUAUGACUACAUGGCCUAAGGUUCACCUGGAGAUGCUUUUUGUCGAUAAUAUUGUUGGAUUGAGGUUUUUAUUGUUUGAAGGUUGCUUGAAGCAGGCUGUGGCCUUUGUUUUCCUGGUACUGACAGUAUUUUAUCAACCUAAUAAUGUACAUGGGAAGUAUGUUGAUAUGGAAAUGCCAGUAACUUCAAUCAGGUUUAAACUUUCUUGUAUUGAAGAUCUUAGAAAGCAGCUUGUGUUUGCAUUCUAUAGCUUCUCUAAAGUGAAAUACUCGAAGUGGUUGUACCUAGAUUGCAAGCUCCAGCAACAUUGUUUACUCACCAAGCAGCUACCUUUGUCUGAGUGCACAUAUGAUAACAUUAAGGCACUGGAAGGUGGUAGGAAUCAGUUACGCCUAAGCUCAAGUAACGGGGAGCUCUCUGCAUUUGAGGGUUUAAGGAAGAAGUCCAUGCAUGGUAUUUUGCCCAUUGGUGCUUCCAGAGAGUCCUGCGUUGUAGCUAUGAACCAGUCUUCUUGUAACUCUGAUGCAAAGCAUGGAAUUUUUUUUCCAUUCUCUCUUUCUUUUACUGCUGCACCUAGUUUCUUUCUUAGCCUCCAUCUCAAGCUGCUUAUGGAAAAUAGUGUUGCUUGCAUCAGUCAUGAUUUGAUGUAUUCACUUGAGCAUUCAGAAAACACAGGCCAACCAAUUGCUGAUAGCUGCACUGUAAUUCAGGAUUGCUCUGAGAGUGCUUUGGAAAUCACUCCCGAGGGUAAUCCAGCUACUUCUAUGAGGGAAGCUGAAUCCUCUGAAUGGUUGCCUUGUGCCAAAUCACAGUUAGGGCCUGACACUAUUUCAGAAUGCAAUGAUCUGGCUUGGAAUAUGAGUGAUGGUAUUGUCCGCAGCCCCAACCCCAGUGGUUCUAGAAGUGUAUGGCAUCAUAACAACAAUAGCUCAAAUUGUUCAUUUGGAGAUACCUCCCACUUAUGGCCCAACGGAAAGGCAGACUUUAUCUCCAAUGGCUUUGGCAAUGGACCUAAGAAGCCACGAACUCAGGUUCAAUACACUUUACCUUUUGGAGGUUUCAAUUCUAGGUCAAAGCACCCAAUGCAUAGCCCGAGAGGGCUUCCCUACAAACGAAUCAGGAAAGCUAAUGAGAAGCGGACCUCAGAUGGUUCUAGAAAUUCUCAUAGAAACUUUGAGUUGUUGGCUUGUGAUGCAAAUGUAUUGAUUACAAUUGGGGAUAGAGGGUGGAGAGAAUUUGGGGCACGUGUUGUAUUAGAACUUGCAGACCACAAUGAAUGGAGACUUGCAGUAAAACUUUCUGGGACUACAAAGUAUUCAUACAAAGCACAUCAGUUUCUACAGCCUGGGUCAACAAACCGCUACACACAUGCUAUGAUGUGGAGAGGAGGAAAGGAUUGGGUCUUGGAGUUUCCUGACAGGAGCCAGUGGAUGCUUUUCAAGGAGUUGCAUGAAGAGUGCCAUAAUCGCAACAUCCGUGCUGCUUCAGUAAAGAACAUCCCUAUUCCUGGAGUUCACCUGAUAGAGGAAUGUGACGAUGGAACAGAAGUGCCAUUCAUUCGCAGCUCUCCUAAGUACUUUCGGCAGGUUGAAACUGAUGUUGACAUGGCUAUGGAUCCAUCACGUAUUUUAUAUGACAUGGACAGUGAUGAUGAACAGUGGAUUUCAGAAAAUCGGAAGUCUUCACAUGCUCAUGUGAGUAAAUGUGAAGAGAUCUCUGAAGAGUUGUUUGAGAAGACAAUGGACAUAUUUGAGAAAGUUGCAUAUGCCCAACAGCGCGAUCACUUUACAUCUGACGAAAUAGAAAAGUUUGUGGUUGGAGUUGGGCCAAUGGAAGUGAUUAAAGUGAUCCACGAGCAUUGGCGACUGAAGAAGCAGAGGAAAGGGUUGCCAUUGAUUCGACAUCUACAGCCUCCAUUGUGGGAAAGGUAUGAGCAGCAAGUGAGAGAUUGGGAGCAAACAAUGGCCAAAGCCAACACUGUCCUCACCAAUGGAAGCCACGGGAAGGCUCCACCCAUGGAGAAGCCACCAAUGUUUGCUUUCUGUUUGAAACCUCGAGGUUUGGAAGUGCCCAACAAGGGUUCAAAACAUAGGCCACAUCGGAAAUUUCUGGUUUCUGGGCACAACCAUGCCGGUCUGGUUGAUCAGGAUGGUCUUCAUGCUUUUGGGAGAAGAUCAAAUGGAUUUGCUUUUGGAGAUGAGAAGGUUAUGUUUGAGGGAAAUAAUCAUGAAUCAGAUGCUUUCCCAUUGUUUCAGACAUCUACGAAGGUAUUCUCACCAAGGGCUGCUGGUGGCUCUGCAUACUUCCCGUUGAGCAGUGAUUGGUCUGAAUGGAAUCGUCACCCAAAACUUCAUAGGAAUAAGUCAAAGAAGAGUGGGACAUUUCUAUCCCCAAAUAAUCCGCCGAUGGUGGCUUCAUACAAUCAGAGAGCAAUAGGCAAAAGAAAUGGGGUUCAUCGGUGGAAUAUGGGCUUCCCUGAGUGGCCAAGUCAGAAGCACUAUCAAUCGGAGGGCUCUCUAAGGCAUGGCGUUGAACAAUUGGAUGGUUCAGACCUUGAUGAGUUCAGGUUGCGAGACGCAUCUGGUGCAGCUCAACAUGCACUUAACAUGGCUAAGCUCAAGAGGGAAAAUGCUCAGAGAUUGCUUUACAGGGCAGACCUGGCAAUUCACAAAGCUGUGGUUGCGCUCAUGACUGCCGAGGCAAUCAAAGCUGCUUCUGAGGAUUCAAAUGGCGAUGUGUAGGAUGAUUUUAGUUGAAAUGAGAUCGAGUGAAUGACAUUUCUGCGGCCUGAGAAUUCAUAUAGGUUUUUGAGUUGACAUUGUUUUUUAGCUAGAUUGGCUCUGGUUUUUGCUUUUGUCAAUGGUGGUGGCUUUUUCAUCAUUGUCUGUAGAUUCCGAGUGAACUUCUAACAUGAUGGCUGUGAGCAGUCAAGUGGAUCGGAAACUGUUGCUUCUGCUUCUGCUUCUGCCAUUUGUGAUGAUUCUCUCCAACACAAGGCAUUGUCGUUAUCAAGGGCAGUUUUGGUACAUAACUUCAUGGUUAUUAUAUGCACUAGUUCUUUUUCCGAGCAGCAGGUUAUCUCAGUGUAAUGCGACUGAUGUUAGCACUCGUGCUGGUAAGGGGUUCUGGAAUUUUGAUUGCCGAUCAUUGUACAGCUAAAUUUUUUCUCCUUUUUUUUUCUGUUGUCAUUUCUUUUUCUCGUUUAACCUCAGUUUAAGUGUUUGAUAUUGAAGGAGCAAUUGGCCCAAAUAAUACAGUACAUCCGUGGAAUUGAAGUACAGAAAUCCUAUGUGAUUUGACUUUGGAGCAGUUGCUUUGCUUUUUUUUGUAUGACGAACAGAGUGAUCUGUCCCUAGAAAAGGAGUGGAAAAGAAAUCCCCUUAAGUAAAUUAAUCUGUAUAAGUUUUGUCAGGAUCUUUAGAGGCUUAGAUCUUGUAAGCGUAUGCAUAGAUAUAUAUGUAAAUCUAUAUUUGGGUUA